Capsaspora owczarzaki ATCC 30864 is the source of this 1632-nucleotide messenger RNA. RefSeq lists its product as hypothetical. NCBI's taxonomy places the organism in Eukaryota, Filasterea, Ministeriida, Capsasporidae. The transcript is spliced from 10 exons. Gene Ontology annotation, molecular function: protein binding. Gene Ontology annotation, biological process: ribosomal large subunit biogenesis. Gene Ontology annotation, cellular component: preribosome, large subunit precursor; nucleolus. Bases 27 to 1616 code for a protein of 529 amino acids. The record is from RefSeq and is a predicted model, not a curated record.
CUUUCAUUUUCACCUACGCAGCAACAAUGCGCAUCUGGGUUGGCGACGAAACGGGCCUUCUCAAAGGACUCAAUAUUGAACGAUCUGUCGUCAACCGCUAUCUGGAGCGCGAUCGCCAGCGCGGGAUUACACACAUGUCGUUCGCUGGCGUCGACGGCACUGAGCGCGAGGACGAGAUUGCCGUUGGCCUCGCGAAUGGAACCGUGGGCAUCCUCAGCCAACUCCAAGCCGCAGAGACGCCCAUCUUGCGCGAGUUUCUGCCGGUGCCCGCACCCGUCAUGGACGGCAUCGAGCCAUCGCCGGCAAACAAGGACGAGCCUGCUGGUGCCUACACCGCUCCCGGCACGCGUGCACCUCGCCCGCGCCACUACGUGAAUUCUGCAUUCUCUGAAAGCACCGCGUUGGCCGGUGUCGAGGUGUUUAACAGAUCUCUCAUUACUUGCACCAAGGAGGGAUGGGCAGCAUUCCGAAAGCUCGACGGAGAGACCACCGAUGCGCCAGUGUUGCAUUUCAAAGCCGCACCCCAUUGCGAAAAGAUGCGCCUUGCACCGGCCUCAGAAGGCCGAUUUAUCGCCACUGGUGGCAACGAGUCAGAUCUUCGAGUUUGGGACGUGACAAACACCGCGGCGCCUGUAUUCCAAGCAAAGAACCUUCCGCAUGAUAACACAGAGUUGCGCGUGCCGGUCUGGAUCACAGACCUCAACUUUAUUCCCAACACGAGUGCGCAGCAGGUUGUCGUGGGCACUGCUUACAAAGAGAUUCGCCUUUAUGAUGCGCGUGUCAAGAGGCGACCAACCCUGAUGAUUACAGUUGGCGAGUAUGGAGUAAACAGCCUGACUUGCAGCAACGAUGGCCGAUCUGUUUUUGUUGGCGACAAGGCCGGGCACAUUUCCGCCUGGGAUCUGCGCAAUGGAAACGCGAUGGGUCGUUACAAAGGCUGUGCCGGUGCAAUCCGCGGAAUGCAGCAGCAUGCCACGCUGCCUUUGUUGGCCGUUGCCAGCGUUGACCGGUUUGUUCGAGUGUACGACGUUUCCACUCGCGUUCUGGCUCACAAGUUUUAUGUCAAGCAGCAACUCUCGGCGCUGCUCUUCUCGUCGGAGGGCCGCAUCAAGGUGAACAAGCCCAACGCGGACAGCGACAGCGAUGAACGCAGCGAUAACGAGGACGAUGUCGAGGAUGACGAUGAGGAUGCGCAAAUUCGCGCAAACGGCGCAGAGCUGGAUGAUUUUGGUGCCAAGGCGCGCCAGCAACGCGAACAGGCAAAGAAGGGCGCAGCCAAGGGUGCUGCCGCGACCCCCGCCGCCAAGGCCGCCGCGGCUGCCAAGGAGGACGAGGAGCAGGAGGAAGACAUCUGGAAGCAGCUGCGAAGCACCAAGGAGCAAGCAGGCAAGAGCAAGAGCGAAAAGGCGGCCAAACCGCAAACCGCAACGACGGCUGCGGUUCGCGGCCCGAAGCGGACGGCCGCUGCGCGCAAGACGGCCGAAUCCGACGCCGAGUCUGAUGCUGACAAUGCCGAUAGCGCCCACGAGGAGGCUGCAGGUGGUGCGGCGGUCGUGGAUGUGAAGGGGAAUGCGGGGGCGCGCAAGCAGCCCAAAAAGGCGCGGAUGUCCAAAUAAAGUGUUCGGACCCUGA